Molecule: messenger RNA, 694 nt
Organism: Lutzomyia longipalpis
Lineage: Eukaryota; Metazoa; Arthropoda; Insecta; Diptera; Psychodidae
Product: mitochondrial fission 1 protein-like
Exons: 2
Coding region: 109-555 (148 amino acids)
Biological process (GO): mitochondrial fission; mitochondrial fragmentation involved in apoptotic process; peroxisome fission
Cellular component (GO): mitochondrial outer membrane; peroxisomal membrane
Molecular function (GO): protein binding
Source: RefSeq, a predicted model, not a curated record
AGAAGAAGAAGAAUUCUGACAGCUGCAUAGAAAAUUCGACAUCAAAUUGAAUUAUCAUCACAAUUUAUUUAUUCUGUGUUUAUUGUAUAAUUUAUCCAGUGAUUAACAAUGGAAGAGAUCUUAAAUGAAAUUGUCCCACCUGAGGAAUUGGAGAAAUUCGAGAAGAAGUACCAGCAGGAAUUGGAGGAGCAGAAUGUAACACACAAGACACAAUUUGAGUAUGCCUGGUGCCUGGUGCGGAGCAACUAUGGGGCAGACAUCAAGAAGGGAAUCAUCUUGUUGGAGGAUCUGGCUACGAGACAUCCGGAGGGGAAGAGGGACUACAUCUACUACCUCGCCACGGGGCAUACGCGUAUCCGGGAGUACACAGUUGCCCUAAAGUACGUCCGGAGUUUCCUGCAGAUUGAACCAAAUAACCAGCAAGUCAUCACAUUGGAGCAGAUUAUCAAGAAGAAGAUGGAACGGGAUGGAAUGAUUGGUGUUGCCGUGGCCGGAGGGGCUGCCCUGGUUAUCGGGGGGAUCCUCGGGCUGGGAUUCGCCAUGGCAAAGAAAUGAUACGCACCAAAAAUUCCACCAAAGAAGUGAUAGAAGCUAAUUUUUUCCUGCAAAAGUCUUACCCCGAAUCGAAUGAUAAGAAUGAUAAGAAAUAUAAUGUAAAAUGUAUUAGAGAGAGAAAAAGGAUUUUUCAAUGUUA